Messenger RNA from Calypte anna (Anna's hummingbird), 985 nucleotides. It is a transcript of the gene TMEM278, whose product is annotated as transmembrane protein 88B. Lineage: Eukaryota; Metazoa; Chordata; Aves; Apodiformes; Trochilidae. Gene Ontology annotation, cellular component: plasma membrane. The record is from RefSeq and is a predicted model, not a curated record. Gene Ontology annotation, molecular function: PDZ domain binding. The coding region runs from base 164 to 703 and encodes 179 amino acids. The transcript is spliced from 2 exons.
AAAAGAAGACUUUCCCUCCUUGCUCCAUUAUGAUCGCUGGUUAAGUGUUCUUCUCCAUGAGUGGAAGAGCCAAGAAGAGCCUCUGCAGUUAACUUCCCUGUUGCCACAAGCAAAGAAGCCAUUUUUGAUAAGAGCUUGAGUUGAUUAGGACCCUUCUUGAAGAAUGUCUGGCCAGGACAUUGAGGACUUUGGAGCAGAAAACCUCUCAGAGAAGUCUCAGAUGAUUCCUCACCUGCCACCAUAUGACAUAGAUGACCAGCUCCUUCCCAGGGAGCCACGCAGUGCUGGGUGCUGCCUGGCAUGGACCCUCCUGGUAGUCACCAUGAACUCCUUGGUCUUUUUGAUGAAUUUGCUCUUGCUGUUGGUUAUCUUCACCAUCGUGCUGCUCCCUACCAUUGUGGUGGUUUACUUUGGCUUCCAGUGCCACUCUCAGGUGCUGCAUUCAGCUGCUGGCUACUGCAAGAGCAUCUUGGAUGACAACAGCUCUUCUGCCCUCAUCAUCCUCGGCUUCAUCAUCAUGUCCCCUCUCAUUGUGGUGGCCAUGGCUACCUACUGCAGCCUGGCCAGGAGGCUCCAUCUCUUCCUGUGCUUCCAGCCCUGCAGCAGGGCUGUGUACAAGGGGGUGAAGUGGCGCUGGUACGAGGAGGGAGCUCUGUGCAGCUGUGCCAAGGGCUGGAACACUCAAGUCAAGGCCUGGGUGUGAGUUUGCAGCACCAGAGGCACUUUCUUAGCCAGCACCCCCUUUUCCCUGCCCUGUCUCUCCCCACUAUCACCCCCCAGAGCCACCAUCCUGAGGUCUGCAGAUGAAGGCUGUGUAGUAGUGGUUGUGAGAGGAAGGGAGUUCCAUGAAUUUCUGCAGCUUUGUCUGUGAGUGGCUGGGAUUCUGCCUGCUGGGAAACACAGAAAACACAAAUCACAGUAAAGAGAAGGUUCAGCCCUAAAAGAAGAGGGACCCUUCCCAGUGCCUGUUGCAUCCAGAGCACAG